CCAACAAAAGAUGCAAAGAUCGAAACUGGCAGGUGCCAAUCAUAAACAGACCAAAAGUUUCUAAAAGCAAAACUGCAAAACACACACUUCCCUCGCAGGGCUCUCGAAUCUCGCUCUACCCCUCCACGCCAACCAACGGCCAACGCAAAACCCUCCCACUACAGCUCGAGACCCGGACCCGCGAACCCGACUCCGACCCAACGCGAAACAAGCCCACCGGAGUCACCGCGAUGAGACUGAUUGUGCCACUCCAAGGCGUCGUCCAAGGCAGAGGCGGCCUCAUCCUCGGCUCUCUAAUCCCAUGUGCUCUCUAUUACUGCCUCCAGCUCUACCUAAAACGACGCCGACCCUCCAAACCCGAUCCACCUUCCCCCUCCCAGUCCUCCUCCAACCUGGCGGAGCUCCCCAGAACGCUGUCGCGGUCCAGCUUGUCCACCCGCGGGUCCAUGGGCCGGGUCCGGAUAUCCUCCCGGGCGAGCUGGGUUGCGAAGCCCAACGACUCGCCGUACUAUAUCGGGUUGGACAGGGCUUCGGAGGACCCGUACGAUAGGGUGGAUAAUCCGGAUGGGGUUAUUCAACUCGGAUUGUCCGAGAACAGGCUGUGUUUGGAUUUGAUUGAGAAAUGGGUUUCGGAGAAUUUGAUGGAAUCGAUUGUGGGAACGGAGGGUGGUCAUUUCAGCAUAAGUGGGAUUGCAGCGUACCAGCCGUUUGAUGGAAUGACUGAGCUGAAAGUGGCUAUGGCGAGUUUUAUGUCUCAGAUCAUGGGAAGAUCAGUGUCAUUUGACCCAUCCCAAAUAGUGUUAACAUCUGGUGCAACCCCCGCAGUCGAGAUAUUAAGCUUCUGUUUAGCAGACCAUGGAAAUGCAUUUCUCGUUCCUACACCUUAUUAUCCUGGUUUUGACAGGGAUAUGAGAUGGCGAACAGGAGUCGAGCUGAUUCCUGUCCACUGUCGCAGCACUGACAACUUCACUUUGAAUAUAACUGUUCUAGAUCAAGCAUACGGUCAAGCUAGAAAACGAGGAGUGAAGGUGCAGGGAGUUCUCAUUUCUAACCCUUCGAAUCCUGUGGGUAAUUUACUUUCAAGGGAAAUGCUCUGCAGUCUUCUAGAUUUUGCCCAAGAGAAGAACAUCCAUGUCAUCUCUGAUGAAAUAUUUGCCGGGUCUAUGUAUGGAAGUGAGGAGUUUGUGAGCAUGGCGGAAAUUGUUGACUCAGAAGAUUUUGAGAAGAGCAGGGUUCACAUAAUAUAUGGUCUAUCAAAAGACCUAUCUAUUCCGGGAUUCAGGGUUGGGGUUUUAUAUUCAUAUAAUGAGAGUGUGUUGGCUGCUGCUAAAAAGUUAACAAGAUUUUCUCCCAUUUCUUCUCUGACCCAGCGGCUUAUUAUUUCGAUGCUUUCAGAUAUAAGAUUCAUUCAGGAAUACCUACAGAUCAACAAAAAGCGGGUAAAAGAUUUGUACGAUUUAUUUGUGGCUGGUUUGCAACAAUUAGGAAUCAAGUGUGCAAAGAGCAGUGCUGGUUUAUACUGUUGGGCUGAUAUGAGUGGAUUAAUUCGCUCUUAUGGUGAGAAGGGGGAACUCGAGUUAUGGGAUAAGCUGUUGAACACUGCCAAGAUCAAUGUGACUCCUGGUUCAGCCUGCCAUUGCAUAGAACCAGGAUGGUUCAGAUGUUGUUUUACUACUUUGACUCCAGAGGAUGUUCCUGUAGUUAUAGACCGGAUCCGGAAAGUUACUGAAACAAUUAAAUCUUCUAGUUAGUUGAAGUUUUUUUCAAAUUUGUUGCUUUAAAGCUCUUUGGGUGCUUUUGGCGUUGUUCUAUAAGUCAAAGCUGAUAUAACUCUAGUAGAGGGGUAUGUUGUGGAUAAUCACAGAUUUGAUAUUGAAGUUACACACACAUUCAAGCGUAGCUCGCUUGAGGUAUUUGCAUAGUA
Molecule: messenger RNA, 1924 nt
Organism: Pyrus x bretschneideri (Chinese white pear)
Lineage: Eukaryota; Viridiplantae; Streptophyta; Magnoliopsida; Rosales; Rosaceae
Product: probable aminotransferase ACS12
Exons: 4
Coding region: 231-1751 (506 amino acids)
Biological process (GO): amino acid metabolic process; biosynthetic process
Molecular function (GO): L-aspartate:2-oxoglutarate transaminase activity; pyridoxal phosphate binding; aromatic-amino-acid:2-oxoglutarate transaminase activity
Source: RefSeq, a predicted model, not a curated record